Molecule: messenger RNA, 1952 nt
Organism: Anoplophora glabripennis (Asian longhorned beetle)
Lineage: Eukaryota; Metazoa; Arthropoda; Insecta; Coleoptera; Cerambycidae
Gene: Pits
Product: interferon regulatory factor 2-binding protein-like A
Exons: 4
Biological process (GO): regulation of transcription by RNA polymerase II
Cellular component (GO): nucleus
Molecular function (GO): transcription corepressor activity
Source: RefSeq, a predicted model, not a curated record
CUUGUUAAGAUGUCCGUCAUGCAGAUACAGCAGGCCAAGAGGCAGCAAUGCUACUUGUGCGACCUACCCAGAAUGCCAUGGGCGAUGGUUCAUGAUUUUUCUGAGGCCGUCUGCAGAGGAUGCGUCAAUUAUGAGGGGGCGGACCGGAUAGAGAUAGUCUUGGAAACGGCCCGCCAGAUGAAGCGGGCCCACGGCUUCCAGGAGCAACGUUCCGGCCACACCACCAAGAGCCACAGGACCGCCAGCCACGAGCAUCAGAACGGGGAGGUGGUGGCCACCUCCAGCAGGCAGCAGACCGCUGCCCAUCAUUCUAACACGUACGGUUUGCACCAUACCCGGUCGAACAUGCUGGCUGAAUACCAAGCAGCACAACCUCCUCCUCCCCCAAGGGGAAAUUCAGCCAUGUCACGGCCGCAAUUAGAAACAAAUCCGGAACAUGAGACGUUGGUGGCGCGUACUACGGUCCGUUUGCCUAGCGCCGCUCAUUUGGCAGCGGCGGCUCAUCACCCGAUGCAGACACAUCAUCAUUCGACCAACGGUCGACCUAGUGCCAUGGCCCAGCAAGGCAUAAAACGGGGUCUAUCCGCUACCGAUGAUGAUGAUCACCACGGUCAUCAUCAUUCCAACGGCGAUGUGAGCGGUGCCAAGAGAAUGAUGUCUGUGGAGGAGCACAGCAAUGCCGUUAGGCCACCGCUUACAAGAGGGGAAUCUUUGCCGGCCGUCUCUUUAGCUCAGCCUUUUGUAAUCUCCACAGAAAGAACGUUCAAGCAGGAGAAACAUCCUAUCAGAACUGCCUCUUUUGACGCAGGAACUGGAUUCAAACCAAACGCACCGGUGUCCGUAGCCAGCGCCAACGGAACCAGUUCUAGCUCCCCCCUGACCAGCCGUACCGGCUCGCCGCCGGAGGCAAAUGCCGCCGGCACCACGCAGCAAAGCCAGCCGACGACCGGCUCGGGGCAGAGCCCCAUGGCCGCCCUCAUGUCUGUGGCCGACAACCUGCCUCCGGGCAGCCCGCGGUCCACGGGAGGCAGCCCGCCCACUAACGUGGCCCCCAGGUCGGCAUCCAGGGGCUCCCAACACUCUCCGAAUUCAACAGGAUCUUCUAGUGGCAGAAGAUCGUCCGGUUCUCGACAUGUCUCGUCCACAACAGUCAGCUCUACUGAAGCUGGCGCCAUGACUGGAGCUAAUAGUGAGGCACUAACGGCAAACGGAGAAAAUGUGGCUGCCACACCAACAGCCACCGCCACCCUAAAGUGUACAUUAUGCCAGGAAAGACUAGAAGACACCCACUUUGUACAGUGCCCAUCCGUACCCCAUCAUAAAUUCUGCUUCCCUUGCAGUAGGGAGAGUAUCAAGAGGCAGGGUGCCGGGUCAGAGGUUUAUUGUCCCAGUGGAGAAAAAUGUCCCUUAGCCAACUCAAACGUACCCUGGGCAUUUAUGCAGGGAGAAAUCGCGACGAUACUGGGCGAAGAUUAUAAAGUGAAGAAAGAAAGAGAAUCUUAAUUGGGAAAUGCACUUCCCAGAGUGACACAUUUUGCUCGACCUAAGUCGAGAUGUCUCUUAGUAAGAGAUGAAUUGUAGAAAAGCUGGCGAAAGGUUGAAAAAAGAUGUUGGAUUUUAACAGUUUGCCGAAAACGGUUGGUAAUGUAUAUUGGAAAGAAGAAGGCUGUGUCGAAAUAUUAGCUUUUAACAGUGGACAGUUUGUCCAUGAUUCCGUCUUAUGAUUGUAUACCUACCGAAUUAAAAAAAAAAAUGGCUAAUAUCGCCGAAUUUGUAAAUAACAUCAGGUAGUAAUAUAAACAAACAUCUUGAGAAAGAUUUGUUAUGUUACUUUUUUUUACUUGGUCUAUCCGUGGACUUGAGUUCUUUAUUUUUGCCUAUAAUUUAUGUAUUCAGUCUUUAUUUGUAAAUACUGUAUAUAAAAUGUACGAAAAUUUAAAAAAUGUACAAAA